AUGGCUCGUAGUCACAGCUCUUCUGCCGACUUGUUGCAACGCCUUCCUACCAGUCGAACCUUUACCACUACCUCACGUCUCGCUUGCCGUAGUAGCAAGUUGACCCCUCAAGCAUCCUCCAUUCGAUCGCACUCGACUAGCUCCUCAAACACCUCGCCCAAUAUGGUUCAAGUUUCGGAUCUCCUCUCGAAGAACAAGGCCUGGAGUGCCAACUUCUGCGCUAACAAGCCUGAGCUCGCCGCUCAGCUUGCCGAGACACAGACACCCAAGAUCCUCUGGAUUGGAUGCGCUGAUUCCCGUGUCCCCGAGUCGGUGAUUUGCGAUGCCGACCCAGGCGAGAUCUUUGUCACUCGUAACAUUGCCAACCAAUUCCGUCUGGACGACGACAACGCAUUGAGUGUUCUGACCUUUGCUGUCCAGGCUCUUGGUAUCGAGCAUGUCGUUGUUGUCGGUCACACCUCGUGCGGUGGUGUCAAUGCUGCUAUUGCUGGCGCUGGCGCUCCUGCUAGCCAGGAUGCUCUUCAGUCCAGCGCUCUGCUUCGACACCUUGUUCCUUUGACUCAGGUCGCUAAGAGGGUCCUUGAUGCUAACCCUCGUCUUGAGGAGACAGAGCUGGCACAGAAGAUCAUCUACCAAUCGGUCAAGUUGCAGAUCGACAACAUUGUCUCGACCGACAUUAUCCAGGACAACUGGAAGGGUCUCACUUCGCCAUUGUCCGGCAAAGUCAUGAACAAGGUUACUAUCCACGGACUUUGCUAUGACAUUGCCAAGGCUCAGCUUGUUGACCUUGACCUCACUCGAUCAUCCUCCUAG
Ustilago hordei is the source of this 813-nucleotide messenger RNA. RefSeq lists its product as uncharacterized. Gene Ontology annotation, molecular function: carbonate dehydratase activity; zinc ion binding. NCBI's taxonomy places the organism in Eukaryota, Fungi, Basidiomycota, Ustilaginomycetes, Ustilaginales, Ustilaginaceae. The record is from RefSeq and is a predicted model, not a curated record. The transcript has a single exon. Bases 1 to 813 code for a protein of 270 amino acids. Gene Ontology annotation, biological process: cellular response to oxidative stress; cellular response to carbon dioxide.